AUGCCAUGGUCUACCAAUGAGUGGAUUUCCCGUCUACUAUCUCGUAAUGAAAUUAUGGUAGACGUUGUUCGAGGCGGCAGUGCUAAGGAUGCUCUAAUACUACAAUGUAAGGGCCGAAAGCAUUGGGAUGUAUACGACAGUUCCUCGAGUCACCCCUACCCUGGCGAGGAGGUUGGAAAGGACAUGCCUAUAGACAACUUGGGUGAGCCGCUGUACAGUGUGACGCUGGAAGAGGGCGACUUGUUGCUCAUACCGCGAGGGGUCAUACAUCGGGCUAGGGCUUCACAGGAGCAGGGCAGUUUACAUAUAACAGUUAAGAUACCCUCCAGUGACUUGUCGUAUGGCAUGAUGAUUCAGCGUGGCGUCGGCUCGUUAUCACCGGAAUAUCUGGAAUCUCGGCUGCGGGAGAGGAUAACCAAGAUCAACUCAGAACAAGAAGCGGCCUGUAAGGCAUGUAUGGCCCUGCCUCGACCACCAGGCGUCAUCUGUGACAACUCCCUUGUACGGAUAGCAUAUGACGUUAAGUGUGAGCUGGAGGAGCCUACGAAAGAGCGACGCUGCCCUACGGCAAGAUUCACCCGAGUAACUGACGAGAAACUGGAGGUGCGAAUCCGGCCAAACGACGUGUGCCUUCUGGAGGGCCUCACUACAGCUGCUCCUCUGGCCUUCGUUCGAGUUUCCGAGUUACCCUGUCGAGACGUUUUUGAGAAGAUCAGCGUGCUGAGUAUCCUAUACCAUAAGGGCUGCAUCGAACUUGAUGAAAGUCGGUAA
This is a messenger RNA of Perkinsus marinus ATCC 50983, 771 nucleotides long. RefSeq lists its product as hypothetical. Gene Ontology annotation, molecular function: histone H3K36 demethylase activity; histone H3K4 demethylase activity. Gene Ontology annotation, cellular component: nucleolus. The record is from RefSeq and is a predicted model, not a curated record. The transcript has 7 exons. The coding region runs from base 1 to 771 and encodes 256 amino acids. NCBI's taxonomy places the organism in Eukaryota, Perkinsozoa, Perkinsida, Perkinsidae.